Drosophila elegans is the source of this 2240-nucleotide messenger RNA. RefSeq lists its product as uncharacterized. Lineage: Eukaryota; Metazoa; Arthropoda; Insecta; Diptera; Drosophilidae. The record is from RefSeq and is a predicted model, not a curated record. Bases 565 to 1758 code for a protein of 397 amino acids. The transcript is spliced from 6 exons.
CCUCAGUGUCUGAACAACAGUCACAAACGUCGGACGGUUUACGAACGAGUAGUACGCAGAAUUUGGUACCCAUUCGGUUGUUUAUCUUUUGGAUGCGUGCCCGAACGUCGUGUGGUUUAAUUUCGGGCUCGGCAAUUAGCAGAGAAAUCGCUUUUUAUGCAAAUUAGUGAUUCGAAACUGUCGAAAUAACAAAACAUAAAUGUCAAAUCGAAAAGGUUGCCUGCCCCUUUCCACUGACCUUGAACUCGUCUAUUCAGACGAAUAUCACUUUUCCCAAAACCGAAGCACACACUUUGACAUACUUUAAGCCACUGGGUUAAUUAUAAUAGAUAUUCGAGAACGAACUCGGAAAGGUGUUAAUUUCGCUAGCCACGUGAAAUAUUCUCAGUAAGGUUCAUAAAAUUCGCAUAAACUAAAUAAAUGUGUAAUUAAAACUGUUAUACACCAUUUUUUGGAUAAAAAGCUAAUGGAUGUUUACAAAAUAUGUUCUCAAAGUGAUAAAUUUGUCUGAAAAAGGAACGGAAGCAUUAUAAUCUACGGAGUUUAUGGAAAAAACAUGCUAAAAUGGAAUUGAUUAAAAAAUACAAACAGGGCAAGCUAACCACCAGCGAUAUACGCAACCUAAAUCACAUGGUAAUAUGUCUGAUGGUCUUGAUAGCAAUAUUCUCCAUUCUAUGGAGCAUUUGUCUGCACAUGAUAUCGGGGGAUCUGUACGAGGGAAUUGUCAGUGCCAAACUCAUCUUCAAAGAGCGCAACCUGGAGCAAAUGGAUGAGCACAGUAAGCAGAUCCUUCGGCGGGAUUUUAAGGCAGCUACUCAGUAUGCUUAUGGCCAAAAGUAUUCCGUUCAGGAUGUGCAAGACGUAACUGCCGAAUCGCUGCACAGCGAGAGCCAAACCACAAAGCCAAUCUUUAAGAUAUCGCAUAUCUAUGAUUCUAUUGAGAACAGACCUAAAUUGGAGCGUCUAAUCGCUGAAAAGAAGGAGGAGAAAGUCACGACCACGACGGCUCCUCCACCGAAAAUAAAAUUCAAUGCCGAUGCAGAUCGUCAGUUUUUGAGCACUAUGUCCGUCGAUGCUCAUGCCACUUUUUGGAAUCGUGGCAUAGGUGCUCAGUUUGUCUAUUCAUUUCCUCUCAUAUCGGAGAUAGUGGCCAUCAUUUGGACGGCUAUGUGUUUGAUUUUUCAGACCGGCAGCAAAAAGAAUUCUGUACUGCCAAAACCGUGGCGCAUUGUGGUGCCCUCCAUAAUCAUAUUUUCGGUGAUGAGUCUGGGCAGCGUGAUCUACACCAUCCUCACCAAUGGUCAUCUGAAGCGACUGUGUGGCCAGUUGAGAGAGAACCUCACAGAUCCGUCGGCCAUCAGUUGUGGCGAUGCCAUUGCCCUUCUGCGUCCCAUCGUCCACGACCACAAGGUGUCCCACGAUACUUAUCUGGAGCUCUUCCGCUGCAGCUACGUGAUCGGAAUGGUGCUGUGGAUCGUGGCUCUGCUGGUCAUGGUGCUGCGAUUUGUCUUCGCCGUUGACUUCCAGCUGGUGGACAUCGAUGAGAUGUUCGAUAGUGGACGGCUUGGACUUCCCCAGUCCCAAAUUCAGCCAGUUUACAGGGAAGUAGUGCAGCAGGGCAGUCCGCAGCACCAGACGCAGGUGCGACCCAGGUCGGAAGACGAUUUUCAGAGUGCCAGGUCGCGGCUCAGCGAUCUGGCAGUGCCACUUCUGGAGGUGCAGAGUCAGUCCCAGAUUCCGCCUUCGAACUUGGCCUAAUCCCACGGCUGACCAAUGGAUCAGCCAUCUCAGGUUUAUUUUUAUACGAUGUGUUAGUGUUUAGAGCAUAAGAAAUAUUACCUUAACUAAUCGAAUUUUAGUCUAAGCUCUAGCGUUCUCCCUAGUUUGGAGUACUUGAUGAAUCGAUAUUUAACUGAUAUUUUUCACUGUCCUAGCUUAGUGAACUUGUGCCUCGAUAACUUAUGUCCAAAUGUGGCUUAACCAAUGGUCUAAUAAUUACUUACUUUAAAUUGAAGAGUGGUCCGAAUUGAAUUUAUAACUAAAACAUUUGCAUACUCUUAGGCUUGCAAAAUUAAAAAAGAUAUGAUCCCGCCUGGCGAGUUAAGCGACAUUUUUCAGUCGAUUCCUUCGACUAUAACAUAAACUCUGAUAAGUAUAAUCCAAUAGUUUUAUUUAAAAUGCAAUAGUCUAACCAAGGACAAAAUCGAAAACAAGUGCGAAUAAAAUACAAGUGUUGUGUA